CAUGCCUCGCGGUCUGCUGAGCGAGGGUUCAUACUCGUCACUGGACCCAGUCUACAAAGGCACCACCGUGCCUAACAUUAAGGACGGUAGAAUAAAGAAAGUCCUAAAGAUGUCUAAGGCCAAGAAGAGAUUAAAUUUUAAUGAGAUAUUAUUCAGUCAGUUUGAUAAUAAUGAAGAAGCGGAAGUGAAUAUCCUCACGAAGGAAGAAAGCAAGGAAGAGAAAAUGCCCACCACCAAUGCUGAAGAAGCCGCCCUGCUCGGCGUGGCGCCGAUGGACAGCAUGGACGACAUCGAGUUGAAGAAUAUCCAGCUCCAGUUCCCGUCCGGCCGCUGCUUCGGGGAGGCGGGCUGCACCGAGGUCCGCGUGCGCACCGACCGCGGGGACAUCCUCGUGGCCGUGCAGGGCGACCGCAACAAACCCGCCAUCUUCACCUACCACGACCUUGGCCUAAACUACAUCUGCUUCCAGCCGUUCUUCAACUUCGUGGACAUGCGCGCCCUGCUCGAGAACUUCUGCGUGUACCACAUCAACGCGCCGGGGCAGGAGGAGGGCGCGCACAGCUUGCCGGAAGACUACAUCUACCCGACUAUGGACGAGCUGGCCAAUCAGCUCAACUACGUACUGGGCCACUUCGGCAUCAAGUCGUUCAUCGGUUUCGGCGUCGGCGCCGGCGCCAACAUCUUCGCGCGCUUCGCUCUGGCCUACCCGCAGAAGGUGGACGCGCUGGCUCUGAUCAACUGCACUUCCAACCAGUCGGGCUGGAUCGAGUGGGCCUACCAGAAGAUGAACACACGCUCGCUGCGCGCCCGCGGCAUGACGCAGAACGUGCUGGACUAUCUCAUGUGGCACCACUUCGGCAAGUUCCCCGAAGAGCGUAACCACGACCUGACGCAGAUGUACCGCAUGCACUUCAACCGCAACGUGAACCCGACCAACCUGUCGCUGUUCAUCGACUCGUACCUACGCCGCACAGACCUGGGCAUCUCGCGCGACGCCGAGACCAUCAAGGCGCCCGUGCUGAACAUCACGGGAGCCUUGUCGCCUCAUGUAGAGGACACGGUGACGUUCAAUGGCCGGCUACACCCUAACAACUCCACCUGGAUGAAGAUAUCCGACUGCGGCAUGGUUCUCGAAGAGCAGCCGGGCAAGAUCUCCGAGGCCUUCCGUCUCUUCCUGCAGGGCGAGGGCUACGUGGCGCCGCUCUCGCCGACCAAGAUCGUGCUGUUCCGCCGGCUGUCGGACGCCGAGCGCCGCCGCCCCUGCCGCCACUCGCCCGUCAUCCGCAUCACCGAGAACCCCAUCUCGGAGGCCAUCGUUUGCUAAACACCUAACCCGAAUGCCACGCAGGUGCGAUUCUCUAUUAUAAAUACCAUAGUUUACUCAGAUAAAUUGGACUUUGGAAUUUUUAAACUAUGGUAUUGUCUCAUUGGCCGAAUGACCGAGUCAGUAGAUUUUGUUUGUAUACGUUCUUUUUAAUACCUAAAAUGUUCUAAUCUCAUUCGAUAAAUCUGCUGGAUGCACGGUGUCUCCGGUGAUCGUGGGCGGUUGACGUGUUGCCAUGCUGUGAUGGCACGCUUUGCUGAACAAUUAUUUCAAAUUUUUAUUAGAAGUUUUUUCGGCUAAUCGCACCGGCGUGGUUUUUGCCUAAACAUGACCUUAGCGCAUACACCCAACUCUAUUCGCCCGAUCGAACUUGCUAACGUGUAAAUAAAGAAACGUAUUUUUAAAGACCAAGUACAAAUAGUGCAAUCCUACGAUGGACCUAUCACAAAGAAGCUACGCUGUUCUAGACAUCCGUGCUGCGGAUGCAGUUUAACUGUAAUCAAAAGCGCAAAUGUCGAAAAAUAUACUUAGAUUGAUUAUGAUCAUGAUAUGAAAAAUAUACUUAGAUUGAUAAAUCAUGGCAUUAUAUUAUGUACCAAAACAAACAGAAUAAUAACUGUGCUCUAGUCUAGUGUAAUUUUUGCCUUGUUUCUUUAUUUUUUUGCAAUGGACGCUAAUCUCUCAGAUGGCGUGUAGUUAUUUAGUUAAAGUAUAUCAUACUCUCCCCUAGUCUAAAAAGUUUGUCUACAGCAAUAUUCGUAACAUUGGUCCGUAAGAGGUUAAUAGAAAAUUGUAUAUUUACAUAUAUACCGUGUUGAGUGUAUGCGCCUUGGGAAAGGGGCGUAGUUGUGCGGAAUUCGUUUCCAACCGCUUCAUAUUUAUUUUUAAUACAAAAAAGCUUUAAAACUAUUAAGUUACGGCAUGAAUGUGAUUAUGAGCGUUGUUCUUUGAUGAUUAUUUAUAUUUUAUUGGUAAUAAACGUACAUUAUUUGGCUAAGUAUACUCGUAUAAGUACACGUGUACGUAAUUUAUUUGAAUAACAGUGACCGCGAAGGGUAGGUAUAAUAAAGUUUGUUAGGUAGCAUCACAAACAUUGUUAACAUAAUAAUAUAGUUUACGACGGAACCAAAGAAUCGUGUAAGUGUACAUAUCUUGUGAGGACAGUGGAAUGUAAAUAUUCCGGGACAAUGGUAAAAGAGCUCCGCGACCCACCGGUUUCGUACCCUUGUUCGAGGCGCACUUAUCUCGUACAUUUUUAUAAUAAUUUUUAUUACCCACUGGUAUAAAUUAUACAUAAGUAGGUAGGUACUUACCAGUGGCGGCGGGCCCAUAAAAGCCGAUUUCCACCGGCUUGCCUGUUUUUGGACGUAUGAGCAGAGUUGUACAGGAAAUAUGUAAGCCAAAGUAGCCCCGGCUUGCCUAUGGAUAUGUUUGACGCGCCGCCACUGGUACUUACCCCAUCUAUGAGGUAGUGUUCGGGUAGGAAGUGACUUUACACUCCUUGUGAUUGUUUUGUGCCGCUCGAAACGAAUUGUAUUUGGUUUGAUCACAUAACGGCGAGAGGGACAACCCAUUGACAUAGUCUUAACUCUUGUUGUGUGCGUGAGUCAACACGUUUUUCAUGUGUGUGUAAAUUAAUACCGGUUGUUUCUUUCGCUGUAAUGUCGUUAGAGUGAGAGGAAACUUCGGCGGUUCGCUAGAGCCUCGCUGGGUGCUAAGUUAAGACCAAGAUAGAUUUUCGAGAAUGAUUAUUUAACGUGGAAGCGUUUUGGAAGAUUGUUUUGCCUAUGUAUGAUGCCUAGAUAUAUAUGUAAAUCAAGUUUUAAAUAUAUUUUGUACUCGUUUAUUUUAUAUUAAUCGAAGUGUUGUGAUCAAAUUGUCUGAGGAAUAUUUUCUUUGUUUAAGUUCAUCAGUAUUAGUUAUGAGUAAGAUAUUUUAGUUGUCUGUUUUAUUAAGAUUUGAUUGAAAUCACUCACUGCUUUUAAUACGUAUAAAUUUAAGUGUUUGAAUAUAGAGGAUAUUGCUUGUUCCAUUACAAUUGAUAUCAUUACGUUAAGUAUUUAAGUGUGUUGUUGUCCGGCGUAGAAUCUUCGCCACGCUUGAGCCAGGGGUGCGCUUAACUAACUUAACACAAAAUGUUCAAACAGAUUUGCUAUUUUAAAAUAAUAUAUACUUGGAUUGUAUCUCCUCAAUUGGUAUGUUAUACGAUGUUUUAAGUUAGUUAAUCGCCAGUCUCGUGCGGCAUUAAGGUGGGCGUUUCUCUUCGUAGUUAGGUUAGAUCUCGAUCUGUAGCUGGAUCUGACUAGGACCUGCUCGGGCCGCGGUGCCGCCGCGCGCCGCCCGGUACACACGUGCCAAAGGAAAGUUUUCAAUAUUGCGAAAAUUCUCCACAAUAUUGUUUGGAAACUUUCCGGGCACCCGUACCAAACCAACAGGGCGCGCGCGCCGCCACUCGGGACCCGCUCCACUAUGUGCUUUGUAGAGAUACAAAUUACAAUUGAUAAUAAAAGAAUUUUAUGAUUUCUAGAUUUUUAAAUAAGCAGAUUACCUUUUAAAGAAAUCAGCCUUUCGUGAGGUUAUCUCUAUUGGUACCACGAAGUGGAAUAGCCUCCAAAAAGAUAAUUCGUCGUCAGCUUGUAAAGCUUUGACAAUAAUUUAAUAUGAUACUCUGGAAAUAACUGUCUUUCAUUUUUGUUGUUUUUUUAGUUAGUUAUCUUUAAAAUCAUGGCAAUAAAACGGAUAUAUGGAAUUGAUUACCUAUUGAAAUAUUAAUUGUUAGCUAUCUAUGUCCACCGCAAAUACGCGUGUCAGAUACAUAAUUAUAAGUAACUGUUAUCAAACCACCUCCGUUUGUAUACAGGGUGGAAGGGUAGUUGGGACAAAGAGCGGGUAGUACGUAGGUACAAGUACACCUUUAUGAAUCCUUUAAAUAGUUUAAACAAAUAGUUCUAAUACUCAUUGUUAGGUAACUAAAAGGCGAAUUAACUGUUUGGAGCUCACACAAUUGUAUGCUGUUUUUAUUAGGAUUUAUUUUUAAACCACUUGCUCUUAACGAAAUGUCAACAACUGUGUUUAUAAAUUGUGUGAAUUUAUGAUGGUUCUAAUAAAAAGUGAUUUUACAAGGAGA
Molecule: messenger RNA, 4451 nt
Organism: Cydia fagiglandana
Lineage: Eukaryota; Metazoa; Arthropoda; Insecta; Lepidoptera; Tortricidae
Gene: MESK2
Product: protein NDRG3
Exons: 9
Coding region: 2-1324 (440 amino acids)
Biological process (GO): signal transduction
Cellular component (GO): cytoplasm
Source: RefSeq, a predicted model, not a curated record